This is a messenger RNA of Cucurbita pepo subsp. pepo (vegetable marrow), 624 nucleotides long. The record is from RefSeq and is a predicted model, not a curated record. NCBI's taxonomy places the organism in Eukaryota, Viridiplantae, Streptophyta, Magnoliopsida, Cucurbitales, Cucurbitaceae.
AUGAAAACCUUGAUGAUUGUAGAACAGUACAGAUAUGAGUUCUUCACUCUGUUCAAGAAUCUAGGUAUGAGUCGAUUUGGGGAUUUCACGAUUAAAGAAGACAGAGAGGAAAAUCAAAAUCGAUUGAGUAAUCAAUCGGGGACAGGAUUUCGCCCUGUUCCAUUGGAGAUUUCUUCGAUUCCUGUUUGUCGUCCUUCUUCCCCAAAGAUUCAACCCCCUUCGACUGAUUGUAACCCUAAACCGAUUUCACCAACUCCAAGAAGUGAUCCAAUUCCGAUUAAUCCUGAAAUUUGUGAUGAUUUUGAUGAACAUUGCUGUUAUAAUAAGAGUUCAUCCUACCCUGAGCUUUGGGCUGGACCAACUUACUCAAAUUCACCCCCUGCAAGUUCAUUGCCAAUGCCCAAUUUCUCAAUUCGAAGAAAUAUAAUUUUGUCACUCCAAUUGCCCACCGGUUCAACCGCUCAAGCAAUCAGAAGAACUCAACCAAUUGUGAAAUCUGCACCACCAUCCCCAACGCGGGGCCAUAACCAUCGCCCUUCUUCUUCUAGAGAGCUAUUUCAUGGUGUUGAUGAUGCAACAAGAACACUUAAACAAAUUCUUCACCUUGAUAUUGACUCUGAAUGA